AUGAUUUCUUCGGCGCAAAGAGUACCGGUCACUUCAACGGCUUUACGAAUGCACCUUCGAGGGCGCAGCGAUAUUACUCCCGAUGAUGAGACCAAUCAUCUUACACACCUUGGCGUUAGUUCAUCUACACAGGAGCACGUACCAGAGACUCUGAUAGCAUCCUCACUGGCUCUCCAUAACCAAGACCUAGUAGAUGUCAUGUUCGAACUCGAGCCCUUCCAGGCCGAUAAUCUAGCAAGUCUCGCUUUCAACAUGGCCUUGGGUGGUCUAGUUCAUCCUCUACACGAAAACGAACUGAAGCAUCUUCGAAAGAAAAAAGUUGGUAUAUAUGGCCCAAGACAAUGGGAUACACCGUUUCUUUCCGAGAAACUCCCAUUCACCUUCUCUUCGCUUCUCAGUCCAGUGGCCAUCCAAAAAGUGAUCCGAAACGACAUUGGCGGAGAAAAUUACUUCCGCUUCACUUCGUCCUAUGGCAGCUCUUUAGACGAUACAGCGGCCAUUAUCGAACUACUGGAUAACAUCACUAACCCCCGAUUCACAUCCCCAGGAGCCGUAGUCCAAAUGACGUCGCCCUCAAUCAACUGCACCAAGAAUUGGAAUCCCAGCUGGGAAAACGACUGCAUGCUAAGCCAAUCCAACGUCCAAGUAACCGUAGCACCCAGAGGCCAAGCCUUCGAACUAGAAUACCACGAGCAUUACUUCUCAACCACACUCUUCACAGGCAGCAAAGUAUUCCUCGCCUUCCCACCCCACAUCACCAAUCUAGACCACAUGCGUCGCACAUUUCAAGGCAAACGCACUAGACUUCCAACCCUGGGCAUCCUACGCGAAAUGCAGCAAGGCAUAGCCAUCAUCCAGAAACGCGGGCAAGUACUCCUAAUCCCGCCUUUCUGGUCGAUCAUGACAUUCUGCACCGAGACAAGCGUGUCUGCUGGUUUCUUCGUCGCUACUGCAUCGGCGUUCAUGUCACGCAUACACAACAUGGAUCUCUGGCUCAGCGACGCCAAGCACAGCUCGUUCCGUAUGUGGAAGAACUUGCGGGCCACUUUUCUGAUAUUAUGUCGGAUGAUGUGA
This is a messenger RNA of Pyrenophora tritici-repentis Pt-1C-BFP, 1074 nucleotides long. The record is from RefSeq and is a predicted model, not a curated record. Lineage: Eukaryota; Fungi; Ascomycota; Dothideomycetes; Pleosporales; Pleosporaceae.